UUUAACCUGGACCGUGACGAUCGCCUUGUGUUAUAUUUUUCAAAAAGUUUUUCAUUCGAGAUUCGCAUCCAGCAUCGGCGAACUCAACUAUGAAGGCGCUUGUGCUCGUUGGAAUGCUUGCACAGAUAGUGGUGGCGCGUUAUUCUUUAAAGCCAUGCUCUCAUAACGAAGUGUGCAUACAGUUAAGAAAAUGUUCGAACUAUAAGCAUUAUGCCAAUCAGCCCAGUAGAAAUUGGUUGAAUAAGGUUCGAAUAUGCAAUUGGGAAAACACUGAUAAGAAUGAAAUUGUUAGCAUAUGCUGUCCUACGGCAAUGAAUCAGAAAAAAUGUGGAGUCCACUUACAAACCGAUAGAAUAGCCAACGGGAAAGAGGCAGUUCCCUUUCAAUUUCCAUGGAUGGCACUGCUGGAGGAUCACAAAGGGAAUUUUCUUUGCGGUGGAACUCUCAUAAGCGAUAGAUACGUGCUCACUGCAGCCCACUGUGUCAGAAAUGUGAAAAUAACAUCCGUGAGACUUGGCGAAAACAACAUUUACCAGAAAAAGGAUUGUAUUACGACUGGUGCUUAUAAGGAGUGUGCUGAUCCACCACAGGAUAUCACAGUUAUGGAUGUCAUACUUCACCCCAAAUACAGUAAUCGCUUUAAAGUUAAUGAUAUAGCGCUGUUACGAUUGAAAAGGAAUGCUGUUCUGAGCGCAAGUGUUCGGCCAGUUUGCAUUCCCGGUCGGAGCAAAGCGGAGCUAUCCAUCAAUCCAUCUCGGCUGUAUAUAGCAGGUUGGGGGCUAACAAAAGACAGUAAAUCUUUCGAUGUUCUACGAUACGCUCCAGUGCUUCCGAUGUCGCACAAAGAGUGUGGUCCAAAAGUGCGCCAACUCAACAAUGCCGUCAAGCUGAAAGAAAGUCAUGUUUGUGCGAGGGGCGCUAACCAGGAGGACACCUGUCCAGGUGACUCGGGUGGCCCGGCGCUGUAUAUUUCCAAUCGAACGGCCCAAUUUGUUCAGUAUGGUGUGGUGUCAUUCGGCGCAAGGUCUUGCGGUCAGCCGGGCGUACCAGGAGUAUAUACGAGGGUAGAUCAGUUUGUCGAUUGGAUUCAUGAACAGAUUGAUAGAUGAUGGCAGAAUUAUGAUUGAAGGGAGUGACAAAAUACUAGCAUCUUUAUUCAUUUAAAUUUAAAUUUGCGCAUAACAUUAUUUCAUUAUUUCAUUAUUUAUUAAUUUAUUAUUUAUUGACUAUUUCGUUCUUCGGUCAUUGAAUUUAAUUGGUAAUAGGUAACAGGAAAUCAAUGGUAUGGUAGCUAGUGAUGUUAAACUUAUCGCAAUAAUCAUUGAAGACGUGAUUA
This is a messenger RNA of Armigeres subalbatus, 1336 nucleotides long. RefSeq names its product serine protease grass-like. Bases 90 to 1109 code for a protein of 339 amino acids. Gene Ontology annotation, biological process: proteolysis. The transcript is spliced from 5 exons. NCBI's taxonomy places the organism in Eukaryota, Metazoa, Arthropoda, Insecta, Diptera, Culicidae. The record is from RefSeq and is a predicted model, not a curated record. Gene Ontology annotation, molecular function: serine-type endopeptidase activity.